Messenger RNA from Malaya genurostris, 1636 nucleotides. RefSeq lists its product as uncharacterized. The transcript has 5 exons. The record is from RefSeq and is a predicted model, not a curated record. The coding region runs from base 186 to 653 and encodes 155 amino acids. NCBI's taxonomy places the organism in Eukaryota, Metazoa, Arthropoda, Insecta, Diptera, Culicidae.
UUCCACGAUUUAGCUUAUAGAUUACGGAAGCUUAGCUUUAUUUUUCGCGUCGGUGGCGAUUUCAAUUUUGUUCGAUAUUCGGUUUCAAACUGGUCGGUUGCGUAAGCCAAUAAAAAACGAACCAACAAACCAUUCACGGAACGUAGUUUAUACGAACGAACGAAACAAACCUUACCUUAGUCAAAAUGUUCAAGAAUCACCUAGCGAUGAUUGGCAUGAAUGAAACGCCGAACAAGAAAGCGAAAUUCUGGCAGUCAUACAUCAGAUCCCUAAAAGGAUCCGAUGAUAUUCGCGCACACGACACGCCAGCCUGGCGGCACAGACCGAUUUUGCUGUUCGAUUCCCCGGACACCGCAGCCACCCGGAUCCAGUCCGCUGGUUACCACUAUCUGCCAGUACACCGGGAAACCUACGGCUACUCGCCCCGGCCAAUUUACGAUCAUCACUAUCCACGUUCACAGCGAGCAGCUAGCGUUGGUAGACUGGCCGAUGCCGAGAAAGCCUGGGCUGACCAUCUGGAACGGAUGAGAGACAUCGAUCGCAGAUACCCAUCACGUUACGGACUGUACCUGCGAGACAAACCCAGCCAGGUUGUGAUUCCCCAGGAGAUGGAGUACGAACCAGACACAAAACCACUCUUCACAUCCCACUAGGUGGACACAGACCAGAGAGAGAGUCAACUAAACAGAUUAAAAGUUAUGAAACACUAACAACCAAAAAAAAAAGAGAAUAGAUAUGACACCCACAAAGUUUUAAUCUACAGAUCACACACACAAACAUACAAGCAACACAUACACCAUACUUUUCCGUUAUGGAUCGCGAUGUUUUUAUUAUUACUAAGAAAAGGGAUGAAUUGUAUCAUAUUACUUUAUACAACAAACCAAAAGAAAGUAUCCGUUUUAAACAAAAUUAUUUAUCGUUAUUAAACAAAAUAACACUAUUACGAAAUGAUGAUAAGCAGUAUGGAGGAACGGUAUUAUGAAAUUGUAAUUAUUAUAAUCAGAUCAAUCAGUUAGUAUCACGCAGCAUUGGAAACCUUUGUGCCCACCGUCAAUGUCAAUGCGCAAGCUGAAAGUGGCAACACAUCGGUUACCAUCGUCAUCGUCAAUCUAAUCCUUGAUCAUUCACCCCGCCCUAUGUGGAACUGCGUUACCAGGAGAAUUAAUAUUCGCUUGACACAAGCAACAAGCCAGAAAACAGUGAACUGUAACAAAAGUCCUGCAGGCAACAAACAACACAAACACACGGCCAAACCACCAAAAGAGCGCUCUACCAAACAAAAUAAAGUUACUCACCGGCUUUUACUCCUCGUCGCCACCACCCUCGGGGUGGAGUGAAUGAUCGGCAAAAAAGUUUGUCUCCAUUACGGCUGGCGACAAAAUUUCCGCACUUAUCGGCUACCGGGAGCCCAUCGAUGAUAACACAAACAUGAUAUAUUGGGCCGAACGCCGGCUGAUGCCCCUUCGCGGUAGGCAAAGACAAGCGCUAAUAGAAUUUUACUGUCAGCAUCAACAAUGUGGUGACAACAGAUUGACACUUUGACACCGAGACAAAAAAAAACGGUUCUGCACAAAGCACGAAAAUGGUAACAACAACAAUAUUAAGAAAUAAACAAGCUUCUGCUUCGAGUUUGGCA